GAGCCCCCUGGUCAUCAAUGGCCCAAGUUCAGUAUCCAAAAGAGAGACGGAAUCUUUCAACGGCGCAUUUCUCAAGAGUCUAGAAUUCGAGGGCAACUUCUGAGACACGCCGUCUCUUGGGACAACUUUCUUUGGAUCUUGUACGGCGUCAGCGUACUCGUCCUUGUCCGUUCGCUAUUUCGUGUCAUUGAGUAUAUCCAAGUUUAUGAUGGAUAUUUGCAAACAACCGAGGUGUUUCUCUACAUCUUUGAUGCUACUCUCAUCUUCCUGGUCACAUUCAUCCUAGCCGCGUUUCACCCUAGCAUGGUCAUGACCGUGGACGACGACGGCAACAUUGUCUCCCCAAACGGGACACAUGAACUGAGAAGCUUUGUGUCGUUGGGAACUUACAGCGCCCACGACCUGAGCGUCAGCCUGGCCCCGAAGGACAAUACCACAGGAGGAUAUGAGCACUGA
Messenger RNA from Colletotrichum gloeosporioides, 456 nucleotides. RefSeq lists its product as uncharacterized. The transcript has 2 exons. Gene Ontology annotation, cellular component: membrane. NCBI's taxonomy places the organism in Eukaryota, Fungi, Ascomycota, Sordariomycetes, Glomerellales, Glomerellaceae. The record is from RefSeq and is a predicted model, not a curated record. The annotation marks the transcript as partial.